GACGUGAAGAGGGAAUGAAAAAAACUGUUUUACAUAGUUAAACCUAUACAGGUAGUCUACGGUGACAUAUAUCAAAAUAUACCCAUUCAGCCACUAAAACGGCCUUGCUAUCGGAUUUAGUUUAGCAGAUUAUUUUUUCGGACAUUGUUGGGAGAGGUUUAAUCAUAAACCCGUCCUGACAUUUGAGCCAGUUUCGGUUCACCCACUCACUCGAUUAGGUGAGGCGGCGGAAGCGACCCGUUGUUUUUUUCGCAAGGAGUUGGAUUGAUCCCCGUUGUAUAAAACUAAUAUCAACAUUAUUCGGUGAAAAGAGCGCCCUGGGGAGACUGACACCAGUGUGCUUGUGCUGCUGAGCACUACUCCUGAUGAAAUGGCCCUGACCUGAUGUCCAGGCGUCCCCUUGCUGAUGAUCUACCCUCUCUAGAACCCAUCGGUUUGAGUGGAGAUGGCACUGCUCCCAGACAUGACGGCCUGGCCUGGUCUCCUGGCUGGGAGUGUCCUACUACUGGUCCUGGGGAGUAAUCCUGUCCGGGUUAUGGGGGACAACACAACUAAUGGAUUACCCUCUAACACAACUGCCCCAGGACCCAACAUUGCAGCUAUUGUGGCCCCGACUGUUAUACUGGGGCUGCUGGCCAUAGCAUCUGCUGUGCUAGCGUGGCUUUUCUGCGUGGUGAGGAAGAAGAGGCAGUCUGAGGGGACGUACCGGCCCAGUGCUGAGGAGCAGACAGGGGCCCACAGUGUUGAGACACCAGACGCUCUCAAACUGCCCAAGGAGGAGAGACUCAUCUGAGUCUAGUGUCUCAGCAGUCUCUCAACACCUGUCCUGUACAUCCAAGCAACAGCAAAAUCCUGAUGACUGAAGAAGCUCCACCUCAAGAGCUUAUGAUUACCUUUACCGUGGCCCCUAUAUUGGCCCCAAUAUUAGAUAUUAGAGGGUCAUGACACAACGUUGACAGAUACAGGAUGGGACGAGAGGUACACAGGACCUAGCCCUGGAAGAGGAGGGCCCAUGCUCCCGAGUGGCGCAGCGGUCUAAGGCACUGCAUCUCAGUGCUUGAGGCGUCACUACAGACCCCCUGGUUCGAU
Molecule: messenger RNA, 1089 nt
Organism: Coregonus clupeaformis (lake whitefish)
Lineage: Eukaryota; Metazoa; Chordata; Actinopteri; Salmoniformes; Salmonidae
Gene: crb3a
Product: crumbs homolog 3a
Exons: 4
Coding region: 446-793 (115 amino acids)
Source: RefSeq, a predicted model, not a curated record